UAUAAAAGUACAUCACAGAGGCUGAGGUCCCUCCUAGCUCAGAUGGAGCUGGGAUCCGUGGACCUGGAGGAGGUCAGGAUAAACAUGGAGCUUGCUGCUUCCGUCCUAGAGCUGAUCUAUAUGGAUGAGACCAGACGCCUGCUGGACACUGAGGAUGAGCUCAGCGCCCUGCAGGUGGAGUCAGUACCCAGUGAAGUACGUGAAUGGCUGGCGUCUACCUUCAGCAGGAAGAUGGGCGUGGCUAAACGUCGUCAUGAAGAGAAGCCAAGGUUCAGGAGCAUCGUCCAUGCAGUGCAGGCUGGGAUAUUUGUAGAAAGAAUGUACAGACGGACGUCCAACACGGUGGGACUGACUUCCCCUCGCUCUGCUCUGGCAGCUCUGAAGGAAGUGGAUAAGUGGUCAUUUGAUGUCUUCUCGUUCCAUGAGGCCACAGGAGGACACGCUCUGAAGUUCCUCAUGUAUGAGCUUCUGACACGAUACGACCUCAUCAGCAGGUUCAGGAUCCCAGUCCAGGCUCUGGUCCAGUUUGUGGAGGCUCUGGAGGCGGGUUACAGCAAACACAAAAACCCCUAUCACAACCUGGUGCACGCUGCCGACGUGACCCAGACCGCACACUACCUGAUGUUACACAGCGGGCUGAUGCACUGGCUGAGUGAGUUAGAAAUACUCGCCAUGGUGUUUGCUGCAGCGAUCCACGACUUUGAACACACAGGAACAACCAACAACUUCCACAUUCAGACAAGGUCGGAGGUGGCUAUUUUGUACAAUGAUAGAUCAGUCCUGGAAAAUCAUCACGUUAGCGCUGCCUACAGGCUGAUGGCUGAGGAGGAAAUGAACAUUCUGACCAACCUGAACAAAGAUGACUGGAGGGAGCUGCGGUCUCUGGUGGUAGAGAUGGUGAUGUGCACAGAUAUGUCCUGUCACUUCCAGCAGGUCAAGACCAUGAGGACCGCCCUGAGCCAGAAACACGGGGUGGACAAGGCUAAGGCUCUCUCACUGAUGCUCCACGCUGCUGACAUCAGCCACCCAGCCAAGACCUGGCCACUGCAUUACCGCUGGACACAGAGUCUGAUGGAGGAGUUCUUUAGACAGGGUGAUAAAGAGAUGGAGCUUGGCCUUCCUUUCUCCCCUCUCUGUGACCGCAAAGCCACCAUGAUUGCCCAAUCACAAAUAGGUUUCAUAGACUUCAUCGUGGAGCCAACAUUCAGUGUCCUGAUUGACGCAGCAGAGAAAGUGAUGUCUCCACUGAUAGAAGAAGACAGACUGGGCCAAGAAACUGGAAACAGGAGGUCUAGUCUGACAGGGAGUGGUUCUGUCACCGUUGAAUCAGUACAGCGACACAGUACCGGUCGUAACGGGAACUGUGAUGAUGGACAGAUGGACUUCUCUUUAACCGCCAUUGACCUGACAGCUCUGAGGCUCUGCCUUACUGGAAUUAUUACAAGGAACAAGAACAAAUGGAAGGAGCUCUCUGAACAAGAGGUCGCCAGUAAGAAGCGAGGGUUGUCCCCAGAGAGACGAGAUGAGACGGAGCCUCAUGUUAACAGUGACAUCCAGUCAGAGGUGUUGUCCGGCCACAGCAGCCCUGAUGGACAGGUCACUGGCCAGUUCACCAGCUCUUCCAUCCCAGAUGAAACAUGUGAUGAAGGGUCACCCCACCAUCCUCCCACACAUCACCUGACCUGGAAUGGGGAUGGGCCAGCAGAGGCAGAGGAGAAGGAAGAUGAAGAACUUGAGAAAGCCUGA
Lampris incognitus (smalleye Pacific opah) is the source of this 1746-nucleotide messenger RNA. RefSeq names its product phosphodiesterase 1A, calmodulin-dependent (gene pde1a). Bases 43 to 1746 code for a protein of 567 amino acids. Gene Ontology annotation, biological process: signal transduction. The transcript has 15 exons. NCBI's taxonomy places the organism in Eukaryota, Metazoa, Chordata, Actinopteri, Lampriformes, Lampridae. Gene Ontology annotation, molecular function: 3',5'-cyclic-nucleotide phosphodiesterase activity. The record is from RefSeq and is a predicted model, not a curated record.